CCGAGAAGCCGCCGCGGCUCUCAUUGGACCCUUGCCGGCGGCCGUUGUCGCGUGGUCUCCAUGGUGACGGCGAGGCGGUGCUGGAGCCGCGCGGCGGGGAGAGGGGUGCGCUGAUGAACAAGCGGGGCGACACAUGCCGGCCCGGCCCGCUCGUGACGCGCUCUCGAGGGGCCGGGGGGCGCACGUGACUGGGCGCGGGCCGGGCAGCGCGCGCGCGCGGGGACGCGUCGUGGGGGCCGUGGGCAGCGCGGCCAGAGUGGCGGCCGCGGGCGCGGCGGGACCCCAGCUCUUGUCUCCGCCAGGCCCCGAUGAGCCCCCGGGCGCCGCCGCCACCGCCGCGCAGGACCCCGCGCCAUGACGGCGCUGCCCCCCGCGCCCACGCGGCCCCCGGACCCGCCGCUGCCCCUGCCGCUGCCCGCCCUGGUGCUGCUGGCCGUGGCCGCCUACCUGCUGGGGCUGCUGCUGCUCCUCGCCCUGCGCCAGGGGCUGCUGGCGCGGGGCGGCUGCGCCGAGCGCUGCGGGUGCGAGGGCGCGGGCCUGGGGGCGCCCCCCGCGUGCUGCGCCGCGCCCCUGCCCUCGCCCUUCGCCUGCCUGGACGCCUGCUGCCCCCGGCCGCACGGCUGGGAGCUGGGCCCCUGCCCCCCCCUGCCACGCUGCUGCCCCCUGUGCGACUGCGCCUGCGCCUGCCAGCCCCCCGACUGCCAGAGCGUCAACUGCAUCUGCUUCGAGGUCAAGCUCCGGUGAGGCGGCGCGGGGCCCCUCCGCCCCUCACUUGAGGGGGGGCGGUGUCUUGGGGAGCCCCCCCUCUCUACCCUGGUGCCUUCCCUGUUUUUUUAUGUAACUUGGAUUAUUUUUACACAAUAAAGUGGUUGGUCACA
Alligator mississippiensis (American alligator) is the source of this 878-nucleotide messenger RNA. Its product is annotated as protein delta homolog 2. The transcript is spliced from 5 exons. The record is from RefSeq and is a predicted model, not a curated record. Bases 355 to 744 code for a protein of 129 amino acids. NCBI's taxonomy places the organism in Eukaryota, Metazoa, Chordata, Crocodylia, Alligatoridae.